This is a messenger RNA of Cylindrotheca closterium, 1380 nucleotides long. The record is from the annotation of a GenBank genome assembly. Lineage: Eukaryota; Bacillariophyta; Bacillariophyceae; Bacillariales; Bacillariaceae.
AUGAUUCAAAUUCUACUGCACAUAUUACUGCUAUUCCGUUUGCCCUUGCUUGGCUCAAGUUUUAGUGCCGUCGUCUCGUCAGCAGGACGACGAACCGAACCAUCAUCAUCAUACAUCAAAUCAUCCGCUGGAAUCGAUCGACGAUCACCUAUUCGGUUGAACUACCAGGUUGGGGAAGGACGAAAUCUGUUGGUAGAAGAUGCUCCUAGUUUCUGCAAUGAAUUCACCAGUCCACUGGACUGCGGCCUCCAGCAUAUCGAGACAUCCCUACUCCCUUCUUCGGCGACAUCAGAUAAUUCAGUCUAUGUGAUGCCACUUGUCAUUUCGCCGAAGAACUACACGAAGAACUUUUGUUUGAGAGGAUUUAUCAAGAACAACCGGGACUGGAUUGAUCAGCAAGUCUCGGAAUAUGGUGCAGUGCUUUUUCGAGGCUUCGAUAUCAACUCAGCUGCUGAAGUUGAGCAAGAAGUCAAAGCUCUUGAGCCAGACUUGAGCAAUGAUUAUAGAGGAACCAGUCCCAGAAACGCAGUCGAUGGAUCAACAUAUGUCUUUUCGGCUGCCGAAGUUCCCUCUCACUAUCCUAUUGCACAACACUUGGAAAUGAGCUUCUUGCCAGCUCCUCCCAGACGGCUUUUCUUCAGUGCCCUCCAAGCACCGAAGACUAAGGGCGGAGAGACCGCUUUGUCAGACUUCCGAAAGGUCUAUCGAGAUAUCCCAGAGGAUCUGAGAGAAAAACUAGCUCGGAAAAAGCUCCGAUACACUCGAACUCACUACAGGAAGGGUGCUAACCCGUUGUUCACUAACGACAUCUCAUCCUUGGAAUCAUGGCAAGAUGUCUUUAGGACUUCUGACAAGUCCAAGGUGGAAGAAAUCGCUGCGAAAGAGAAUUUUCCAGUCAGAUGGGAGGGAAGAAAAAAGGACGUAUUCGUCAGUGAAUAUCAGUCCGAACCCUUUCAGCUGCACCCUGUUACAAAAGAGCCAGUGUGGUUCAAUCAUGCUCAAGUAUUUCACUGGACGACUUACCCUGCCGAACUCUGGAACUCCUAUAAACGCAUUCGAGAUAUUCGGUUGUUGCUUCAAUCCGCUAGGGCGUGGGUCAUGGCAUUCGCAACCUAUGUUAUUUCCCGUCGCAAAAUGGCUCUGACAGUGACUUUUGGCGACGGAGAACCCUUUUCCAUGAAGGAAAUGGGUUCCAUUCGUAAGACGAUUCACAGACAUAUGACCUUUAAUCGGUGGCAAAAGGGGGAUCUUUUGGAAAUUGAUAAUUUUGCCAUCUCCCAUGGCCGAGAACCUACAUAUGAUAAGGGUAGAAAGAUUGUGGUUGCCUGGAGCAGUGCAUUGAACAAGUCGAAUGAUCCUGUCUAUGGUCUUAGCCCUUAG